Messenger RNA from Mytilus trossulus (common blue mussel), 1638 nucleotides. RefSeq lists its product as uncharacterized. Bases 181 to 1536 code for a protein of 451 amino acids. The transcript has a single exon. Gene Ontology annotation, molecular function: protein binding. The record is from RefSeq and is a predicted model, not a curated record. Lineage: Eukaryota; Metazoa; Mollusca; Bivalvia; Mytilida; Mytilidae.
UGUCAUUACCAGACAACCUUGACAGUCAAAUUGAGGAGUUGUAUAAAUCAUAGUUAGUACAUAUAUAUGACGACCUGAGUUAAUGAAUAGUCAUUCUGUGACGAGACUUCUCACAAGCAAACAGCACCAGGGAAUGUGUUGAUUUAACUUUUGUUAAGAAAUUACAGCAAUAAGUUAAAAAUGGCCGAUUCCGAUAAGCAACUGCAAGCAAGUAUGAAGACGGAAUUUGAGGGCAAAAUAGAUGCGAAGCUCAAGGAAGUAGAAGCUAUUAAAGAAAACAUAGAAAAGGCUGUUAAGUACAAAGAAACCUACGAUAAGCGAAUGGGUGAAAACAAAACUGAAGUCGCAGAGAGGGCGAAAGUUCUUUUAUCCAGCAUCAAUGAUACCGUAAGUGAACUUAAUUCUGAUAUUGAAAAGAAAAGAGAGAACGAUUUCCAAGAGUUGGACAAACAUUGCGAAGAAAUUCAAAACAAGAGUACAAAAUGUAAAAAACAACUGGAUUAUUUCAAACUAGUUUUCGGUUCGCUCCCUGAUGAUGAUGAUAUUGUUCAACAAUUUAUCAAAGAUUCCACCCCUAAAUUGGAUGGAAUGACAUUAUCGGUCAAUAUGGACUUUCCAAAACCAUUAAAACUUAUUUCUAGUUCAUCUAUCGACGUAAAGGCAUGUUUUGGAAAAAUUGAAGAGGACCUGUAUUUUUGUCCGACUGGUGAAGAGAGACCAAAAUAUCGAUCGCAAUUAGAGGUCGAGCGGCGGUUCAAACCGGAACCGAACAGAUCCAGUAUUUUUGGUAUUCAGAUACGACCCGAUGGUAAAGCCUGGGUGACAACAAUCAAUUAUCGUAUUCUCCUUGUUCUGAGAAAUGGGCAAAUUUACGACGAAUGCAUGGUCAAAUUUCUACCAGUUUUCACAGCUGUCAAUAAGUAUGGCAAUUUAUAUUGCUCCAGUGGAACAUCAUCCAUAAUCCGUGUUAAGAAAGAUUUUGACAUGGAAGAGUUUACAAACUUAUCGCCUUGGAAAACGUUCGGUCUUCACGUAACAAACGACGAGCAUCUGCUGGUAUGCCUUGAAGGUCCUCAGAGGAGUAAAGUCGUGAAGUAUUCCGAAAUGGGAAUGCCUGUACAAGAAAUCAUGCUCGAUACGGAUAACGAACCAAUUUUUAAAGUUCCAAAGUAUGUCACUCAAAACGCUAGUGGUCAGAUGUGUGUGUCUGACGAGGGACAUCUAAUUAUCGUCGAACCUUCUGGAAAGAAAUAUGUAAAGUAUAAGCCAACCGAUGAAACCUGGAUCGGAAAGUCUCUAAUCGUUGAUAAGUUCGACAAUUUAAUCAGCAGUGAAUGUCCAUUGAAAAUAAGACCCCAGAACAUUCACAUCAUGAACUCAAAGGGGGAAAAUGUCAAAACGUUCAAAUUAGAAGGCCCGAAAAUUUCCGGAGUGAAUGCUCUAGCUAUUGAUUAUCAAUAUGAUGACCCUGUCAUAUGGAUUGGAACACCUCUUGGUGACGUCAUCAUUGCUGAAUUUGUUAACAAGGACAUUUGAUAUAUCUAAUAUUCAAAUUCUGACUGUGUGUUCUUUAAAAAUGUAUCUCAUGUAUAUUUUCCUUUUUAAUUAUAUAUAGUUAAUAAAUAUAUGAAUCUGAAA